Messenger RNA from Chenopodium quinoa (quinoa), 642 nucleotides. RefSeq names its product protein FAR1-RELATED SEQUENCE 5-like. The transcript is spliced from 2 exons. Lineage: Eukaryota; Viridiplantae; Streptophyta; Magnoliopsida; Caryophyllales; Amaranthaceae. The record is from RefSeq and is a predicted model, not a curated record. Bases 1 to 642 code for a protein of 213 amino acids.
AUGGAAGAUCGUAACGACGAAGUAGAAAAUUGGGUUCCUCGGGUAGGCAUGGAAUUUGAUUCGGUGGAGGAUGCUUCGAAUUUUUGGCUACAAUAUGGAGAGAAGAUGGGAUUUAAUGUUUGUAAGCACUAUGAGAACAGGAGCAAGGAUGGACAGGUAACUUCUAGGAGAUUUGUUUGUUCAAAAGAGGGUUUCCGUCAACCUGACAAACGAGACCACUUGACAACCAAUUCUCGAGCUGAAAGAAGAACCGGAUGCAAGGUCCGCAUCGGUAUUAUAUUAAUUAGAUCUACAGGUAAAUACCAAGUUCAUGAUUUUGUAUCCGAACACAAUCAUGUACUUCAUCCACCGGAAACCAGCCACUUGUUGUCAUCGCAGAGAAAAAUUUAUGAAAUACAAGCCAUUGAAAUUGAACUUGCGGAUGAUUCUGGAAUUCGUCCUAGAGCAGCUCAUGAGUUCAUCGGUGCUCAUGUGGGUGGUUAUUCCAAUCUUGGCUACACUCAACGAGACCAUAAAAAAUUAUCUACGAAGGAGACAACAGUUUUUGGUGCAGCUCUUUUAUACGAUGAAACAACUGAAUCUUUUAAAUGGUUGUCCGAAACAUUUCUAGGACCCUCAGUUGGAUGCUACUCGUUGAUAUAA